UGGAGGAAGUGUUGUGCCUCUCUAGCUCCUGAUAUUUUGGCCUUUGAGUUGUUGCUAACCCGGUAAAAUAAAAGUAAAAAAAAAAAAAAAACAUAUAUAUAUUUAGGAAUGCUUGCAGUUGUUACUAAUGACUGCGCUGUAACCUAAAGUAUUUGUUUCGCCUAGCUGAUUUGGCAGAAGAAAAUGCCUAUCCGAGCAUAUUGUACAAUCUGCUCGGAUUUCUUCGAUCACGCUAGAGAUGUGGCAGCAAUUCACUGUGGGCACACUUUUCAUUAUGAAUGCCUUCUUCAGUGGUUUCAGACUGCUCCUACGAAAACCUGCCCGCAGUGUAGGAAACAGGUCAGCACCAGGCACAUCAUCAGCAAGCUGUUUUUUGACAUUGGAGGAGAGGAGGAAGCGGGGUCUGCAGACCCAGAGAGCUUGCAGAAUGAGCUUGACCGAAUGAAGGCACAGUUAAGCUCUAAAGAGCGAGACUGGCGGGAAAAACAGAAGGUGAUUGACGGCUUAAAGGAUACCGUCAACAAGCAGAAGAGAGACCUGGACAACAUACGGAAGGAGAUCAUGGAAAAGGAGAUGAUCUGUAUUGCCCUAAGAAAACAGAUGGCUUAUAUGGAGACGCAGCAGAAUGAAGUUCAGGCAGCGAAGGAGGAGGUCCGCAGGCUGAGGACUAAAAUGAAAACCUUUGAAGGCCUGGAUGUGUUGCUACACGGUCAGCGAGACGAAGUUGAUUCCAUGAUCACAGAUAUGGGCGUCAGCCAGGCAGCAGUGGAGCAGCUCUCUAUUUAUUGCAUCUCUCUAAAGAAAGAGUAUGAUAAUCUCAAAGGAAGCCUAAAAUCUUCCAAUGACAUGUGUGAGAAGUUGAAGAGAGAAGUUCUCUCCUCUAACAACAAGCUGCAAAAGGCUUCCCUGGAGGUGAAUCAGACCAGAGAGGACAUGAAGUCUCUGCAGAGAGAUCUGGCCAAUGCCGACAGAGAGAUUUCUAGUCUCAAGAAAAAAGUCGAGUUUCUUCAGAAGACUCUGAGCACACCAACACGCACAAAUGAAGCCCUCAGCAGGCUUGUCUUUGAAAGCCCGGCCCCACUGGAGCUGAAGCCUCCCCGCCUCCACCAGCCGACGCGUGGAGAGGACAUCGAUCUCGAUGCGACCUAUGACAUCACUACUCCUGACGACAUUUCCAAGAGACCGACCAAAGUUCCUUCAAAGAAGAUGCGCCUCGAACAACCAGGAUCGUCUGUUUCGAAACACAGCGAGAAAUCAUCUUCCCUAAGCAAGCCUCAGGACGAAGCUCUGGAUCCUUUUUUGAGGAACUCCCUUCUCUUCAGAAAGAAGACCUUUGGAAGCAUGUUGGACCCUCAGAGAAAGGCUGGAGUCGUCAGAACAGGAUAUGAUGGAUUAGGAGGACGGACUAAAUUCAUCCAACCUUCUCCUUUAGCUGAGAUCCGCCCUCUGAUCAAAACUAAAAGGAAAAAGGUGACUCGGCCGCCCUCUAAACAUCCAACCUGCCUGACUCUGGACAGCUUCCUGGAAUAAAUUCGGGAGACAACUUGUUGAUGCUGUUGUGGUUCAGAGGAUGAGCCAGACAGCCAUCCUUCCACUCUGGACUUUGUAAUUAAUCUUGUAUUUAAGAACAGUGACAUGAGCUGUCUUUUUUUUUUUUUUACUGAAAUCAGUAAGCCUGAUGUUCAUACUUUUUGUGUUUCUAUAACUUUCGGCACAGUCUGUCUUGGCAAGUUUCUGAUUAGCCUCUUGUGUAUAUGUGUGCAAGUGCACAAACGUUGUUUUUUUUAAUUUGCAGAGUAUCAUGUCAUAGAAAGGUGACCAUUUAGAGUAAUUUUGUUUUCUAAAUCUCUCCUGCUAAAUAUCAACAAGCUCAAAAAUUAAACUAUUUUUAUUUAA
Cyprinodon tularosa is the source of this 1896-nucleotide messenger RNA. It is a transcript of the gene traip, whose product is annotated as TRAF-interacting protein. The transcript is spliced from 16 exons. Lineage: Eukaryota; Metazoa; Chordata; Actinopteri; Cyprinodontiformes; Cyprinodontidae. The coding region runs from base 184 to 1530 and encodes 448 amino acids. The record is from RefSeq and is a predicted model, not a curated record.